Messenger RNA from Chenopodium quinoa (quinoa), 2251 nucleotides. Its product is annotated as calcium-dependent protein kinase 1-like. NCBI's taxonomy places the organism in Eukaryota, Viridiplantae, Streptophyta, Magnoliopsida, Caryophyllales, Amaranthaceae. The record is from RefSeq and is a predicted model, not a curated record. Gene Ontology annotation, molecular function: calcium/calmodulin-dependent protein kinase activity; ATP binding; calcium-dependent protein serine/threonine kinase activity. The transcript is spliced from 8 exons. Bases 104 to 1723 code for a protein of 539 amino acids. Gene Ontology annotation, biological process: intracellular signal transduction; protein autophosphorylation; peptidyl-serine phosphorylation. Gene Ontology annotation, cellular component: nucleus; cytoplasm.
CAACCCAACCCAAUCCACCUUCAUCUUCAGACAUAAAAAAACCCCAUUUUCCCCACUUCUUCCGCCAUAUCCAAUUCUCCCCUAUUUUCUCUCUCCUCCAAUAAUGGGCAACUGUAAUGGCUUACCCUCCACUCUCUCUCAACUCCGCUCUUACGACAACCGCCCUGACCCUCCACUUCCUUCGCCACCACCUCAACAACCUCACGACCACCCUGACCCUCCGCCGCAACAACCGUCGCAGCAGCAGCAGCAACAAUCAUCGCAGCAGCAAAAGCAACAACCACAAAACCAACAACAAAAUUAUUCUCAUACUUCCGAUAUCGGCCGAGUCCUCGGCCGACCAAAAGAAGACGUCCGCGCCAGCUACAUUUUCGGCCCCGAAUUAGGGCGUGGACAAUUUGGUGUCACCUACUUAGUCAGUCACAAAGAAACCAAACUCCAAUUCGCUUGUAAAUCAAUUUCUACUCGGAAACUACUCAACCAAGACGAUGUCGAUGAUGUUCGCCGUGAAGUUCAGAUUAUGCACCAUCUUACUGGUCACAGGAACAUUGUUGAGCUUAAAGGUGCAUAUGAAGAUCGUCACUCUGUCAAUUUGGUUAUGGAAUUGUGCGCAGGCGGCGAGCUCUUUGAUCGGAUUAUUGCGAAAGGGCAUUAUUCGGAGCGCGAGGCGGCGCGGUUGUUUCGGCAGAUUGUUACGGUUGUGUAUAAUUGUCAUUCUAUGGGGGUUAUGCAUAGAGAUCUUAAACCUGAGAAUUUCUUGUUCUUGAGCUCUCUCGAAGAUUCGCCAUUGAAAGCAACUGAUUUUGGUCUUUCUGUUUUCUUCAAAUCAGGAAACGUUUUUAAAGACCUUGUUGGGAGUGCAUAUUAUGUAGCUCCUGAGGUUUUACGUCGUAGUUAUGGUGCUGAAGCUGAUGUUUGGAGUGCUGGAGUGAUAUUAUACAUCCUCCUAAGUGGAGUUCCACCAUUUUGGGGAGAGAAUGAGCAGGGUAUCUUUGAUGCUAUUUUACGGGGCAUUCUUGAUUUCACAUCUGAUCCAUGGCCUUCAAUAUCCAGUAGUGCCAAAGAUCUUGUGAAGAAGAUGUUGCGUCAGGAGCCUAAGGACAGGCUUUCUGCUCUUGAUGCUUUAAACCAUCCAUGGAUGAGAGAAGAUGGAGAAGCUCCUGACAAGCCAAUUGAUAUUGCUGUUUUAACCAGAAUGAAGCAAUUCAGAGCAAUGAACAAACUGAAAAAAGUAGCAUUAAGGGUAAUUGCUGAGAACCUUUCUGAAGAAGAAAUAAUGGGUUUAAAAGAAAUGUUUAGAUCUAUGGAUACAGACAACAGCGGAACUAUUACCUAUGAAGAGUUAAAGGCUGGUCUUCCAAAGCUGGGAACCAAGCUGUCAGAGUCUGAAGUCAGGCAGUUGAUGGAAGCGGCUGAUAUCGAUGGUAAUGGAACCAUUGAUUACAUGGAGUUCAUCACAGCCACAAUGCAUAUGAAUAGGAUGGAGAAGGAGGACCAUCUGUACAAGGCCUUUGAAUAUUUUGACGAGGACAAGAGCGGGUACAUAACCAUGGAGGAACUAGAGCAAGCCUUGAAGAAGUAUAAUAUGGGUGACGAGAAAACAAUAAAGGAGAUAAUUGCUGAAGUUGACACAGAUAAUGAUGGUAGAAUUAAUUAUGAGGAAUUUGUAGCUAUGAUGAAGAAAGGCAACCCUGAUUUGGGUUUAAACAGACGAAGAAGAUGAUUCAUAGGACAGUAACUUUGUAAUAUGACUACUAUGACUGUCAUGUGGAGCUCGUCUACGCUAGUCCUUGAACGAUGGCAGAGAUUUUGUCAAUAUCCAAACUUCUCCAACUAUUUAUGCCUUUGGAGUAGAGUGGAUCUGAUCCAGUGUUGUACAAUUAUUAUGUAAGGUCCUAUGUAUAUUUAUUUGGUUCCUAGUUGUGUAUUUUUUUUCUUUCUGUCAUUGUACAAUUGUUAAUUGUUUACUUGUGUCAUUCAUCUGGUGAGCUGAAUUCAUUUUGCUGUAAAUUAGUUGAGUUGUGACAGUGGUUUAUACAUAUAUAUAUAUGGGGGCCAUUUUGGGCUAUGGAAACUUGGAAUCCCUUAGAGUAUGCUGCCCUCGGCGAGUGAUUACUGAGGCAUGCAUAUGAUUAUUUGAAUGUAUACUUUUGAGAUAAAACGGGUAUGAUUUGGUCCCUAAUAUGAGCUUUAUAAAGGCAGAGAUUUCAUCUGUUCUUUCUUUGAGUACUGAGGUCUGAAAUUUAUGUCA